This is a messenger RNA of Oryzias melastigma (Indian medaka), 1941 nucleotides long. Its product is annotated as beta-1,4-galactosyltransferase galt-1. The transcript has 10 exons. Lineage: Eukaryota; Metazoa; Chordata; Actinopteri; Beloniformes; Adrianichthyidae. The coding region runs from base 235 to 1641 and encodes 468 amino acids. The record is from RefSeq and is a predicted model, not a curated record.
AUUCAGCAGGACUCUGGAGUUCAGGAGCCAAUCAGGCUGAUUUUGACUUAGGCUGUUCUGUAAAAAUUUUUUUUCAAUUUAUUAGCUUAAAUAUUUUCACAUGUAGGAAAUAUUUUGACUUAACCUUUAGAGAAUUAAAGUUCUGGAGGUUUUACAGUUUGUUUCCUGACAGACUGAGGUAUCUCUGCCCCCCCACUCCCAGAUCUGUACCUCUGCCCCCAACCGAGUCUCCUGAUGAGGAGAAACAAGCCCCGCCAGCGGCCUACACCCCAGAAGCUGAGAUGCCUGGCCCUCGUCUGCCUGCUCCUCACCUUCCUCUCCGUCUUGCUGUUCGUACGCAGCUUUAGGAUUUCUGAUCUCAUGAACGAUCAGCUGUGGACCCAACCUUAUCCAGAACCAAAACCAGAACCUGUCCGUACAGAGGCAGCUGCUACUCAGGAACAAGUGAUUUCAUUUGCACCGGUUAAAAACACCAAGACGCUGCUGCUGUCAGCUUAUCAGGAGCACCGGACAAACAGAAAGGAGGUGCGUGUGAUUGCAGUGGUUCUGCGGAGUGAGAAAGCUGCCUAUCGUUGCAUUUUCUGCUGUCAGGAGCAACAGUACGUCUCUGAGGGAGUCAGCAACAUUCACCAGGAUCACUACAAUUUUCCCUACGGGACAGCUGACAUCAUGUGUCCUGUCCCAUCUGGCUGUGAGGCUCCGACCCACAUCACUGUCAAAUCUGCUGCCAACUUCUCUCAAGAUACGACUCAUCAUGAACUUCUGAAAAUAAGGAACCAGGAGGUUCAGAGUGACAAGUUUGAUUUCAACUUCACCGUCUGCUUCUCCACUAUGUUCAACUUCACAAAUGUGCUGCAGUUGGUGCAGAGUCUGACGAUGCUUCAACUGCUGGGCGUGAACAGAGUUGUCAUCUACAAGACUGACUGCAGCCCAGAGAUCCAGCGCAUACUAGACUACUACAUAGGCAAAGGUUUUGUUGAGCUGAUUCCCUGGUCUCUGUCGAAGUUCAUGAAUGUGUCUUAUGGCUGGCUGCCUGAACACGGUCCUGGUCAAAUCCACUACGUAGGUCAGAUUCCUGCCCUUAACGACUGUCUUUACAGAUACAUGUACAAAUCCAGAUAUGUGGCCAUGAAUGAUGUGGAUGAACUCAUUCUACCACAAAGAGUCAACAGUUGGCUGAAGUUGCUACCUCUGCUGGAGAAGACAUACGGUGCCAACAAGUGUUACAUGUUUCAGAACAACGUGUUCCCCAAAGAUGUGGUGCUGCCUCCUCCACCCCUUGCUGAAGCUGCACCUUCAUGGGAGCUUUGGAAGAACAUUUCUGGAGUAAAUAUCUUGGAUCAUCUUUAUCAAGAGCCCGUGACUAAAGAGACGUAUUAUGUUCAGUUCAAAAUCAUCGUCAACCCGCGAGCAGUCUUCUCCACCAGCGUUCACGGAGUUCAGAGAUCCCAGAACGGCUGUGCCUGGGUUGACAGGAAUAUCGCACGGAUGCACCACACCAGAGAUAAAAGGCAGCCUCAGCUGCAACCAAGCCAACUCAUUUAUGAUGACAGACUGCUGAGCUUCAGCGCUCCGCUGAUACGGACCGUCAACGCGGUGCUGCGAGAGAACGGACUCUUACCUGCAGAAGACAAACUCUGACUCCACCUUGUGGACCUCCGUCUCAUCUGUGACGAGAAGUUUCCUCUGUGUUCCUCAGCACUUAAAAGAGUACAGGAAGGUGUAGACUUUGUAGUUUUUUUUAAAUGGAGAAACUUACUUCAUAAAGUGUUUAUUUUUUCUACAGUGUUAUUAUAUUGAUUUUUUAUUCUUAUGGGAGAUAUUAGGCAGUCACCUUGGCAACAUGUUUAAGUCCUAUUCAAAUGAAAAUUGCGUUUUAACACAUUUUUGUGACAAUUUGAUGAAGCUGGAGAACAUGUAUUAAAGGAUUUAAGAUUAAAA